Molecule: messenger RNA, 1445 nt
Organism: Sphaerodactylus townsendi
Lineage: Eukaryota; Metazoa; Chordata; Lepidosauria; Squamata; Sphaerodactylidae
Product: Y+L amino acid transporter 1-like
Exons: 6
Coding region: 25-738 (237 amino acids)
Biological process (GO): amino acid transmembrane transport
Cellular component (GO): membrane
Molecular function (GO): L-amino acid transmembrane transporter activity; basic amino acid transmembrane transporter activity
Source: RefSeq, a predicted model, not a curated record
CUGCCUCUCUCCAUUGGCAUCUCCAUGCCCAUUGUCACAGUGAUAUACAUCAUGACCAACGUGGCCUAUUACUCCGUGCUGGGCAAAACAGACAUACUCAACAGCGAAGCUGUGGCCGUGACUUUUGCUGACCAAGUGUUUGGAGUGAUGAACUGGACUAUCCCGCUGGCCGUAGCCCUGUCCUGUUUUGGAGGCCUCAACGCGUCCAUUUUAGCCGCUUCCAGGCUGUUCUUUGUCGGUUCUCGUGAGGGACACCUGCCCGACGCCAUCUGCAUGAUCCACGUCAAGCGCUUCACGCCUGUCCCAGCCCUGCUCUUUAACGGAGCCAUGGCUUUGGUCUACCUCUGCGUGGAGGACAUCUUCAAGCUGAUCAACUACUACAGUUUCAGCUACUGGUUCUUCGUGGGUCUCUCGAUCGCAGGGCAGCUCUACUUGCGGUGGAAGGAGCCGUCCAAGGAACGGCCUCUCAAACUCAGCAUCGUUUUCCCAGUGGUCUUCUGCCUCUGCACCAUCUUCUUGGUCGCCGUCCCCCUCUACACCGACAUUGUCAAUUCUGCCAUCGGCAUCGCCAUCGCUGCUUCUGGACUGCCCGUCUACUACCUGCUGGUGAAAGUUCCUGAAAAUAAGAAGCCAGGGUGUUUCCGUCGGGCUGUUGCCUCCAUAACACGGCUGAUCCAAAUCCUGUCCUUGUCGGUCCUAACGGAGAUGGAUCCCGUCAUGGAAGCCAAGUCUCAGUGAUGGAGAGGCUACCGGUGGGGGGCUGGAUUCUCCCCUCUGCCUUGACGACGGACACUUUCCUGCCCUCUAAUUUAUUGUUUGCUACAUCAACGAACUGGGGGUUGCUUGCUGGUGGAACUGAGGGGCUUUCUCUGUGGCGGGCGGAGGACCCCACCCCGGCCUCUGCAUCCCCGAUAAACUCUCAGCACUCCACAAAUCGGACUGGGAUUUUUAUCCGUGCCGUCUUACGCCCAGGGCAACGAUGAUUCUUCGAGCUUUCUCGGUUUGCCGUUGUCUGCGAGAUCCACCGCUUCCUUCGCCCUAACGGCGCUCCUCCGCAAAAAGGCCUUCUUCCUCGUCUUCCCAGUUUCCGCUGGCAUUAAACUUCCACCCAAUAUUUCCUCCCCCCCUUUCUGCACACUGUUGGGAGACCGCUGAAGAACACAGUCAGGGAAAUGUCAUGCCUGUGUUGAUGGACUGCCCGUAGCCACGUAUCGGACGAACAGCAGAAGGCUGCGGACGCGAUCCUGUUUGGAAGUUUCACAGAGGCAUGGGAUUAGCCAUUGUUGAAAACAGGACGCUACAUUAGAUGGUUGUUGGUUUGAUCCCUGGGCACUCCCCGGGUCUUGAUUAGAUAUGGGGAGGGGCUCCGUUGUAGAGCUCCGUUCAAUCUCUGGUAUCUUGAGUGUAAAGCAUGAAGUGGAAGGUGACGUAAAAGAUCUCUGAGA